GGGUUUGGCUGGGGGGGCUUUACUUGACUGAUCGCGCUCUAGCAACUACCUGUGGCCAGCCGGGUGCCUGCAGGUUGACCUCGGUCGUCAGUUGAACAAUGUUUCCACCGACACAUUGGUGCGGCUGGCUUCCGGGUUCAACGGGUGGGUAUUAAGGAGCCCGGUUUGGCGGGUCAUGUUUCUGAGGAUGCAUGACUCGAACCGUCACCUCCCGAGCCCUUAGUGGAGUUGCAGCGAUGAGACAAGAUCAAAAUUGGGGAGAAAAAAUAAUCAUUGAUGCUAUGACAGUAAAGUUUUGAGAGCAGUAAAGGUGUGUGACCAAUCCAGGUUCUGACUGCUGAGAGCAGGAAGGAGGGUGACUGACACUCAGUGGACACUCAUAGGCAGAGCAAUCUGAUAAAUGGACCUAGCAACAAAUGACUAGCCUGGGUGCCAGUCUGUUUCUGCUCUCAUGUCAAAUCCCUAUGGAAAUGUCAUGCCAAACAUGUUUAGCAUGACAUGGAGGGGAAUAGCUAAAUAGACUGGUACACAGGCUAACAAUUGACUAGCACUGGCCCCAGGCUAAACAAACUGCAGUCAUUUAAUGUGAUCAACAACAUAAAACAAAACAAACAUGAAAGGAUUACUCGAGGGAGUGGUUCAUUAGUCAACCUUAGUCAUAAUGAAUUAUGGUAAAUAACACAAGUUGCCUUGUUUUGGUGUAAGACAUAGGCCUAAAAAACGUCAGAGAAAGGAAAAUAUUGAGAAUUUAAAAGUUGAUUAUACGAGGAGCCAAAAAAACUAGUGCUGGACUGACUGUACUUCAUAUUGGAAAACAAACCAUCUUAAUCACUAAAGUUUUUGGGGGAUCCUGGUUACAUAAAUGCUGUCAAUAAUAAUUAGCAUAUAAUACAGAAUUUAACAUCCGGUCUCUGCUGGAUUAAGUUAUAAAAAUGUAACACCGCUAUUUUGCUGCUGGUUUCUGUGGGUUCCAAGUGUGGCUGAGAGACUGGAGGCUCAGGAGGCUAGAGGAAGAUGUUGACCCCAUGGGGGCUGUUCCUCUGCCAGCUGGUAAUAAACACGUCCUACCAUGUCAUCAAAGCCAGCCUCUGCCUGGGUGGGUCGGACAUCUUUGCAACGGUGGGCGAGAACAGCCCCGUAGGAGAGUUCAUAGCGAACCUCAGCAUCAUCGGGGACCCUACAGGAGUCAAUAGCAUCCGCUUGUGCCUCACCGGAGAGAACGCCAAUUGGUUCUACCUUGAAGGGAGAACCAUCAGGCUAAACUCAUCCGUUUUAAGAGUCCUGGAUCGAGAGCGCCAGGGAUCUGUAUUGAUGGCAGCAUUAACAUGUUAUGAAGAUGACAUAAUACAGAGUGAAUACAGGGUCAUAGUUGAGAUCCUGAAUGAAAACGACAACAAACCAAAGUUCGUUGAGAAGACUAUACAACCACGUUACAUAAGUGAGCUCACUGCAGUCAACUCUGUAGUCUUCACCGUCAAGGCCAUCGAUGCUGAUGGAGACACCAUCACCUACAUCAUCGACAGAGCCUUGCCUGAUGCCAGCUAUUUCAGGAUAGACCUACCCAACAGUGGUAAAGUGAUCCUGGACAAGCCAUUGGACUAUGAGACCAAAACCCAGCUGCAGCUAGUCAUCUACGCUGUGGAAACCAACACCAAGGAGUGGUACAACACUUCCGCCUCUCUGACUGUGCACGUGAAGGAUGGGGACGACCAGUACCCUCAGUUCCUACCGUGCACACCCAUUUCCCAGGACAACAAACACACGGUUGUCUGCACCAAUCCCGUCUACACAGUCAACAUCACAGAAAAGGACCAGGACAUGUUACUGAAUUUCUCUCCUGGUCCAAUUCAUGCCGAAGAUGGAGACAGAAGCCUUGAUACGCCUUUGCUCUACUCCAUUCUCUCAGGUGCUGACAAAAAUAGGUUUCAGAUUGACAACCAAACAGCAGAGAUCACAUUGACUAGACGGGUGGAAAACAGACACCUGACACCUACAUUCCGACUACGCAUCAUGGCAUCUCAGCUGAAUGACCCAAAGAAGUACAGUGUGGCGACAGCGCUGGUCCGGGUGCUAGCAGAGAACCGGUUCCCUCCCCUCUUCAACAGAACCACGUACAAGGGCUUCAUCGUCGAGAACUCCAGUCCUGCCACGCUAGUCUCCACCUAUGGGAACGAGGUGCUUCUCAUCCAAGCCAUAGACCAGGACUUUGUAGAUGGGGUGAAUCCAAAAAUGCAUUACUCUCUCCCGCCCACAUCAGCCACAACUGCACUGUACCACAUCACCCAGGAAGGGGUUAUCAUCGCUAAGACCGACCGCCUACGACCCUUCGAGAGGCACUUCCUCGAGGUGGUCGCUAUGGAUGAGGAAUCAGGUGAGGUUGCUAAAGCCUCAGUCGACAUAGAGCUGCUACAAAGAGGCCAGCCAGUUCCACGGACACCUUUCGGAGAAGAGCGGUUGUUCAGGGACAUGGAUGUGAGGAUGGCUGGCGGUAUCAUGGGUGGGAUGCUGCUGCUGUUAGUGGCCAUCCUGUUCCUGCUGAUCCGAUGGGCCAAGAGGAGACGGAGACGGGACCCGGCCAGACGAGGGGCUGUCAUCCUGGGGAAGCACCCCAAUGUGGUGAACUCGGGCAGGCCCAUGAUCCCCCUGAUUGAGGAGGUCUGCUACCAGAACAAAGGGUUCAGCAUAGACUACGAUGCCUCGGGAGGUUCCGGAAGCCUCUAUGGGAGACAUGGGGUCUACACCAGGAAACAGUCACUGAUCCCACCACAACCACGCUCCCACAGCAGCCAUCCAGACUGCGGCUCCAGGACCGUAACAGGUGACAUGUUGCCUAUACUGGUGAUGCCAGAGCCCUUGGUUAAAGACCUCACUCCUACCCUCAUCUCCAAUGGCAGGAAAGCUGAGCGCACCAUCAGCAUGGGGGCUGUGACAAAAGACAAGAAGGAGAAGGAGAGGAAUAAGCAGAGGGAUAUGGAGAAGGAGGAAGAGGGGGAAUGGGAGAAGGAGUGGGAACGCGCCGUUGACACAAAAGAGAAGAGAUAUUCUGAGGGGGAAAGGACGGAUAAGUCAAGAGAUGUUGUGGGUGCUUCUAGUGGUGCUUCUAGUGAGAACGCAGAUGUAAGCGAGGCCUCUGAGGACCAAACAAACACAGAAAGGCCUCAGAGUCACAGGAUGAAAACACACCAAAUCAGACAUCCUAAAGACGGACACAAAAGCACUUCUGAAGAGGAGUCAGAGACAGAAAACCAAUAUAAGAAUAUGCACUCGGUGAUCUGUCUGUCAGACGAUUAUGACAGAGCCAUGGAGGAUGAAGCUGGAGCCAGGUCCCGUUGCUCCAGCAUCAGGACGUCGAUGGGGGAAUCGCAGCGCAAGGGCUCAACGAAACAAACCGGCGACCAAGCAAACAGACGACCAAGUAACCCACAGAUGCACCAUUCAGACUCACACUCUGGGCUUCAGACUCACAUUGAGGAAGAUGCAAAAGAUGCAAAAGAUGCAUUUAUUCAAAAAUAAAACUGACAUUAUGGAACCAAACGAACACUGUACACAGACAAAAAUGUUUAUAAAUGAUUAUUUUGGGCCUAAAAAAGCUCAACCACUUUUCAGGUCUUGACUGAGUAAAUGGACGAAUGUAAAUCUGAAAACAGAAACGUGUGUUUUCUGUAAAACAGUGUGGGACCAGACUUAAUGUGAAUGAAGUCAUUCUGUAUUACCUUCAUUUGCAGUGUUGAAGAACUAGUAUUUUAGGAAUUAAAGUCAUAAUGUAAGUGCAUGCAAUCUAUAUAGAAAAUAUAGUUUACCAAGCUACCAAUUACUUCACACUGGAAGAAAUUAAGCGACACUAAAGCUACCCUUAAGAAGAAUAUAGUGAACUAUUAGAGCCUCCGAAAAAGUAGUUCACUCCAUCCAAACUACUAUACUUAAAAAUUAUCAUAUCUAAAUCUGAAAUACCAUAGACUACAUAUUGCAAGAACAAAUCACUCCGGAAUCAGAUGUUAACAGAAUGUGUAGUGAGAAUUAGGCAGGUCUAAUGCCAAAAAAGAAAGAAAAUUCUCGCCUACUUCACCUAUAUUUUAUUUUCUUGUUAGCAACAAAGUAGUGUGUAGUUCCAGUAGUUAGCUACACUGCUACAUGGCAAAACACUACCAAGAUUAGAAUUUUGCUACUGCAAAAUGUAAUUAAAUUACUUGUUGAACUACACGUAGUUCACUACUACGUGUAGUUCAACAGUGAUUAUGUGGCGUCACUAGUGUUUGCUAUAGGAGUAAACCGAAGUUUCAUACUGUAGAUGUCCACACACGAAGACCUUAGUGUUGUUUCAAAAACAAUGGUUCAACCCCACUUGAAUGAUGUGUUCAGCACAUUGCAAAUAAACACAUUUUGUGAUUUCAGUAA
Molecule: messenger RNA, 4395 nt
Organism: Oncorhynchus kisutch (coho salmon)
Lineage: Eukaryota; Metazoa; Chordata; Actinopteri; Salmoniformes; Salmonidae
Product: cadherin-related family member 5-like
Exons: 14
Coding region: 1015-3513 (832 amino acids)
Biological process (GO): adherens junction organization; cell-cell adhesion mediated by cadherin; homophilic cell-cell adhesion
Cellular component (GO): catenin complex; membrane; adherens junction
Molecular function (GO): beta-catenin binding; calcium ion binding; cadherin binding
Source: RefSeq, a predicted model, not a curated record